AAAUAAAAAUGUAUGGAAGCUACCAUGGAUACGGAGCCUAUGGGCAACAAUUAGAUUAUCGCCCUUUGUUUGCUCGCCAUUGGCAUUCUCCUCACUACAAAUACAGUGAAGUACUUGGAGGAACUUAUCACAUACCACACAGCCGUUACCCACCGCAUGAUGUUUACAAAACCCCGUGGUUAGCACAUAUACAUCCAACACAUUUAACACCCGGAGAACCCGAAUGGUGGCAUUAAUAUAACGAAGAUUUAAUUGUUUGAUGAAUAGUACAAAUCUAUGUAAAUUUUCUGAAGAAAAGAAAAUCAGUAAUAUGUAGAAAUUUUGUGAAUAUAUUUU
Molecule: messenger RNA, 336 nt
Organism: Meloidogyne enterolobii
Lineage: Eukaryota; Metazoa; Nematoda; Chromadorea; Rhabditida; Meloidogynidae
Source: the annotation of a GenBank genome assembly